Closterium sp. Naga37s-1 is the source of this 726-nucleotide messenger RNA. The record is from the annotation of a GenBank genome assembly. Lineage: Eukaryota; Viridiplantae; Streptophyta; Zygnematophyceae; Desmidiales; Closteriaceae.
AUGAAGGAGUUGGAUCGCCAAGGUUCUAUUCUGCACAGCAUCAGGACUAAGGCGGCGGAGUUUAUCGCUUCUAAAGAACUGGAGGUUGAAGAAAUUCAGGCAGCUGUCGGCACGCAUGUCACGACUCUGGCGACGAAGAUGGAAGAGUACAUCAAGGGCCUCAGCUCCGACCCCGAUCUGGUGGUUUCUGAUACCGCCAAAGAACGCUAUCGGCGACUGAAGGGGCGGUGCAUCGAGAAGGCUCAAUCUGACAUCGCGGCGGCCAAGGAUGAGAUGACCAUCCGAGAGAUCGAUCGACAGCAUAAGCUGGCGGCUGAGGAUUUGAAGAAGGCUGCUGCAGCUGAGGAGGUGCAGGAGAUGGAAAUGGAGCCUGCGAUUGAGGAGAUUCUGGCUAAGCAUGCCAAGAAGAUUGAAGACAAGCUUCGGCGGGAGAUUACGCAGAAGCUUGAGGCCAGUCUAUCUAAGAAGCUGCAGAAGAAUCUUCACAUCGGAGAGCAGAACUCUUCGCAGGCCGCAUCCGCUGACAAGAAGCAGACGGCUCAACCUGGGAGGCAGGACGGUGCACCUGGGAAGCCUAAGCCGAAGAAGAAGCGGGGUGGUAAGACUCCAAAGAAGCAGAAUUCCAGCGCCGACAAAGAGCAGCAGGCGAAAGGCCCUACCACAUCGAAGGCCAAGGGACCAAAAAACGGCGGAGGCGGCCCCGGAAAAGGGCCGCACAAGAAGUGA